AUGUCUAGCCCGAUGGACUUGUCAGGCAAUGACCAGUUCAACCAGCUGUCAGAUGACUUCUUGCUCUGGCUGAAGCGGAGCAGCCUUCAUUUCAAAAUGCAUCCUGGCAUAUAUAUCGCCGAUUUGAGGUCUAUCGGGGCUGGGAGAGGUAUCUGCGCCUCGCGAGAUAUAACCGAAGACGAGGAACUCUUUGUUAUCCCCGAAGACUUGAUACUCAGCGUACAAAACUCGGAGGCAAGGACAGUCUUGGGCCUGGAUGACAAGCAACUUGGGCCGUGGUUGUCGUUGAUCAUUGCUAUGAUAUACGAAUACUACCAAGGCGAGCAAUCCAAGUGGUAUCCUUACUUUGGUGUUCUUCCCUCGAGUUUUGACACGUUGAUGUUCUGGACAGAUGAACAACUGUCUGAGCUGCAAGGUAGCGCAGUCGUUGGCAAGAUUGGCAAGGCUGCGGCGGAUGACACAAUCCUGCAGAAAGUGGUUCCUCUGAUACAGGCCAACUCUCUUCAUUUCCCGCCCAGGUCUGAUAUGCCUCCACUCAACUCACCUGAUAGCCAGAGUGCUUUGCUUUCUCUUGCCCAUCGUAUGGCUAGUCUUAUUAUGGCAUAUGCCUUUGACAUCGAGAAGGCUGAAGAGGCAGAUGAGGACACAGCUGAAGACGGCUACAUGACAGAUGACGAGGAUGAACCAGCCAAGGGCAUGGUGCCUCUGGCAGAUAUAUUCAACGCGGAUGCACAGAGAAACAAUGCACGUCUCUUCCAAGAAGAAGGCUCGUUUGUCAUGAAGGCUGUCAGGAAUAUACACUCAGGAGAAGAGAUCUUUAAUGACUACGGUGAACUCCCAAGAGCAGACCUUCUUCGGCGAUACGGUUAUGUUACCGACAAUUAUACCCAAUAUGAUGUCGUUGAAUUUUCUUUGGAUAGCAUUUGCAAAGUUGCUGGUCUGCCAGACAGCCAGCCAAGCCCGUCUAACCCCCAACUUGAGCUCCUUGACGAUCUGGACAUGCUUGAAGAUGGAUACAGUAUACCCAGGAUACCACAGAAUGGAGCAUUGAAGGACGCAAUACCGGAAGAUUUCCUUGUUCUGCUUCGGGCCUUGACCCUGCCUAUAGAGGAUCUAAAUCGACUUAGAGCAAGAAGCAAGGCCCCAAAACCUGAAUUUUCAAUUUCAGAAGCAUCCCUCUUGCGGUCUCUAGUGACCUAUCGACAAAGCGAAUACCCAACGUCGGCCCAUGAUGACGAACGUAUCCUUCAGUGUCUUGCGCAAGGAAACGGAAAUAUCAUUGAUCCAAUUAUUCGACGCAAGAAAAUGGCAGUCCAGGUAAGGAAGGGAGAAAAGGAGAUUCUCGCUCAAAUUUUGAGUUUACUGGAUGCCCAUUCGAUGCAAUCAGACCAGAACGGAUCCGCGAAGCGCUCAAUGAUAGGCACUGAGAAGUACCCAAAGAGACAAAGACAACUUUGA
Messenger RNA from Nannizzia gypsea CBS 118893, 1458 nucleotides. Its product is annotated as SET domain-containing protein 6. Gene Ontology annotation, cellular component: nucleus. Gene Ontology annotation, molecular function: protein-lysine N-methyltransferase activity; protein binding. Lineage: Eukaryota; Fungi; Ascomycota; Eurotiomycetes; Onygenales; Arthrodermataceae. The coding region runs from base 1 to 1458 and encodes 485 amino acids. Gene Ontology annotation, biological process: peptidyl-lysine monomethylation. The record is from RefSeq and is a predicted model, not a curated record. The transcript is spliced from 4 exons.